GUAUUACUAAACUUCCUGAGUGUUAGUUUUCCAUAUAACUAUGUGGCUGUUGGAUGUAUUACGUUUCUUUCUUGCAGUAUCUUAUGUGUCGGCGCAAACCAAGCCUGUUAUUACACCGUCCGGUGUGGUUCCAGUCGUACAAGGGAGUAACCUGACUCUUACAUGUUCCAAUAAAAGCAACGUGACGACUAUUAAUUACCAGUGGUGUUCUAAGAAUCGAGCACCUGCAUACUCUUGUUAUAGAGCGAUUGGCCAGGGCGAGUGUGUCAACGCUUAUGCAGGCGAAAGAAUUUAUGGAAUUCAAUGUCUGGGCAACAGUGUGUUUAACCUGACUAUCUACAACGUACAGAAUUCUGAUGACGGGAUAUACUGGAAGUGUAAUCAUGUAGUGGGCAAUACAUCCACGAAUAGCGAGUCUAUACAGUUAGACGUGCAAGACGGUCCAGACAACGUGUAUUUGAACCCAUCAACCUCGUCUUACACGAUGAUAGAAGAAGAUACACUGCGAGCUAUAACAUGUUCUGCCAUGUGUAGCCCGGCCUGUACGUACACGUGGUUAAAAUCAGGAUCGACGUUCAGUCUUGAAGCAACCUUGGACCUCGGUGAGGUUGAUAGAGUGGAUGCCGGUUCGUACGUCUGUAUUGCAAGGAACCCAGGGUUGAAUGUCUCUAAGAGCGGACAAGUUGUGAACAUCGUUGUCAGAUACGGUCCCGACAACGUAUCUCUGUCACCUUCUACAACGGACUACAUGGUGACAGAGGGAGACAACCUGGCGGCUAUAACGUGUUCUGCCACUUGUAACCCGGCCUGUACGUACACGUGGUCGAGAUCAGGGGUUACGGUCAGCUCUACAGAUACACUGGUACUCAGUGAGAUUGAGAGAAGGGAUGGCGGAUCUUAUAUCUGUAUGGCACGGAACCCAGAAUCAAGUGUUUUAAAGAAUGGGCCAGUCGUGAGCAUCAAUGUAACAUACGGUCCCGAAAAGGUGUUAAUUUCACCUGCUACCGGGUUUUACACAUUGACAGAGGGAGAUAACCUGGUUAUAAAGUGUUCUGCCACGUGUAGUCCGCCCUGCACAUACACGUGGUCAGGAUCAAUUGACCCGUGGACCAUACCAUGGGUUACGCUUAGCUAUAAAGCCACACUUAACAUCGGUCAGAUAAAGAGAUUGGACGCCGGAUCCUAUAUAUGUGCGGCACGAAACUCGAUAUCAAGUGUUCCAGCCCAUGGUGAACUAGUGAGCGUCUUGGUCAGAUACGGCCCAGACAACGUGUUUAUUAAUCCAUCCCAGACGUCUUACACGAUGACAGAAGGGCACAUGGUGGGAGCUAUUAAGUGUUUUACCACGUGUAACCCGUCAUGUGAGUACACGUGGUCCAGGUCAGGAAGGACGGUCAGAUCAAAUGACACGCUUAACCUCGGUGAGGUUGAGAGAGGAGAGGCCGGAUCAUACGUUUGUACGGCAAGGAACACAGGUUCAGGCUUCUCAAGACGUGGACCAGUAGUUAAAGUCACUGUGAGAUAUUCACCUGACAUUGUAAUAAGCCAGUCCACUGCUUUCUUAAACGAAAAUUCCCCUCUUGAUCUUAUGUGCAAGGCAACAGGUUUACCAGCUGUGUACAACUACACAGGCUUUCUGCAGCGAGUGAAUGAUAUCGUGGUCCCAAACAGUCACGUGGGAAGACCCGGGUUGAGGGAUAUUAUAUCUGUGAACAUCCCCUCUCUCCGACUUCAGGAUACAGGAGUUUACACUUGCUACGUUCAUAAUGGGAUUAUUGGCCACAACAAACAACUCAUUCAGACUGUUUCACGAAAGGUUGAGGUCCAAGCAUCUCCACGAUUCCUCCUUGAGGGAACCAAUUUUUCCGGGGAAACGUCAGGAAACAUCACCAUUGCUAUUCCAUUUGUUAGCAUUCCUGAGCUCACAUCAUACAGUGUGCUAAGACACGAUGGACAAGAAGUUUCGACGAACGAAAAAUGUUCUCUGCAUAUAAGGAAUGAGUCUGUCCAUCCUUUGUUCUAUGGACAGCGAGUCACACUCACUGGAAACGUUCUAGAAAUAACUAUCAGAGACUUGUCAGAAAAGGAUUUUGGGAUAUACAAGAUGCAAAUAACCAAUGAUAUUAACACGACAAAUUUCAGCAUUAAUGUCAAGGCAACAAGCAGGCCGUCGCAACCAACAGAACUGAAUCUGACCACGUUGGACAACAUCGCUACUUUUGAUUGGAACAAAGGGUUCAAUGGAGGUUAUGAACAAACAUUUGUUUUGCAGACGUCGCUUAAUUCAGAUGAUUCGUGGAAGAACGAAACCGUAAUUAAUGAAUCAGAUGCAAAGUAUAUUAAAGGAAAUGGAAGGUUUCAAGUACACUUAACAAACCUAGUUCCAGGAAUACAUUCCGCUAGACUGUUGGCUUUUAACUUUAUUGGAGCUGCUGAUCCUGUUGAGUUCAAAGAGCAAUUUAAAAUCAAUGAGGUGAACAAAGAGAAGCAAACAUCAAUACCCGAGGCUAUGAUAGGAGGAACAGCAGGAGGAGGCAUAGGUGUAAUUGUGCUGGUUAUUGUUGUUGUUAUCAUCUUCCUACGGAAAAGAAAGACGCAGAAAGGACAAGAUGAUAGCGAUUUGACGAACGGACAAAAACUGGAGAAUUUAUCUCACCGUACACAACCAGAAGAUGACAACAUUCCAGAUGAGGUGGAAAACCCGAUGUAUGUAAGUGGAGAUGAUGUGGACAUUCCAAAGGUUACAACUGCUGAUAUCUAUGCAACGCCUCACAAGAAAAAGUCGAAACAAAAUGAAGGUGCCGGUGAUAUAUAUGCAGUUGUGGACAAGAAAAAGAAAACGAAAAACAAAG
Molecule: messenger RNA, 2852 nt
Organism: Mya arenaria
Lineage: Eukaryota; Metazoa; Mollusca; Bivalvia; Myida; Myidae
Product: contactin-2-like
Exons: 13
Source: RefSeq, a predicted model, not a curated record